Messenger RNA from Cynocephalus volans (Philippine flying lemur), 1257 nucleotides. It is a transcript of the gene TEKT1, whose product is annotated as tektin 1. The record is from RefSeq and is a predicted model, not a curated record. Lineage: Eukaryota; Metazoa; Chordata; Mammalia; Dermoptera; Cynocephalidae. Bases 1 to 1257 code for a protein of 418 amino acids. Gene Ontology annotation, biological process: cilium movement involved in cell motility; cilium assembly. Gene Ontology annotation, cellular component: nucleus; microtubule cytoskeleton. The transcript has 7 exons.
AUGGCUAAACUACUACAACCUCCGCCCAAGUUCCUGCCCUCGGAAUGGCACAUUGCUAACAAGAGCCAGUACCACAGAGCAGAGGCACAAAGGUCCCGAUCUGAACGCCUGGUGGCAGAAAGCCAGAGGCUUGUGGACGAGAUUGAAAAGACCACAAGAAAAUCUCAAAGCGAUGUGAACAAGAAACUAGAACAGAGACUCGAGGAAGUCAGGUUCUGGAAGAAGGAGUUAGAUGAUAAACUUGAGCAGCUUGUGUGUGAAACUGAGGAUCUACUCACAUAUAAGACCAGACUGGAAAAAGCCUUGGAGAGCUUUAAAGAGCCCUUGCGCAUCACUGAGACAUGCCUGGCAUACAGGGAGAAGCGUGUUGGUAUUGACCUGGUGCACGAUGAGGUGGAGCAGGAGCUGAUAAAGGAGGCUGAGAUCAUCCGGGGCGUGAUGGCGCUGCUGACGCGCACCUUGGAGGAGACCUCUGAGCAGGUCAGGCUGAACCGCUCUGCCAAGUAUCAUCUUGAAAAGGACUUGAAGGACAAGUUUGUGGCCCUGACCAUUGAUGACAUCUGCUUCACACUCAACAACAACUCACCAAACAUCAGAUAUUCUGAUAACGUUGUGAGGAUUGAACCAAACUCUGUGAGUCUGGAAGACUGGCUGGACUUCUCCAAUGCAAACGUGGAGAAGGCUGACAAGCAGCGGAACAACUCACUGGCAUUGAAGGCCCUGGUGGACCACAUCCUAUCCCAGACGGCCAACGACCUGCGCCAGCAGUGCAAUGUAGUGGACACAGCGUUCAAGAACGGGCUGAAGGAGACCAAGGAUGCCCGGGACAAGCUGGCUGUCCAUCUGGCCAAGGUCAUGGAAGAAAUUGCAUCCCAGGAGAAAAAUAUUACAGUUCUCGAAAAAGCCAUCCUUGACCAAGAAGGGCCUGCCAAGGUGGCCCAUACGCGCCUGGAGACCAGGACUCACCGGCCUAACGUGGAGCUGUGUCGCGAUGUCGCACAGUAUAGGCUGAUGAAGGAGGUUCAUGAGAUCACCCACAACGUUGCAAGAUUAAAGGAAACCUUAGCCCAAGCUCAGGGAGAGCUGAAAGGGCUGAGUCGCAGACAGUUGGCCCUGCAGGAGGAGAUCCAGGUCAAAGAGAACACCAUCUACAUCGAUGAAGUGCUGUGCAUGCAGAUGAGAAAGUCCAUCCCUCCACGCGAUGGGGAAGACCGUGGGGGCUGGGCCGGGGGCCUCCGCCCUGAUGCUGUGUGCUAA